AUGGCCCACUGUGGAGCGGGUGGCGCGGCCCCGGCGGGUCUUCUGAGGUCCCCGGGGCUUGACAGGAAAGGGCUGCCUAGGAAGGGGCCCGGGGAGCGGCGCCGGCUGAAGGCGGUGGUGUCGGAGCAGCUCAGCCGCGACGUGCUCAGGCUUUUAAGGGAAGAAAUACACACAGACACCCUUCUUUCUGUCAGUGGCUCGCUGUUCAAAGUGCACAGGGCAGUCUUGUUAGCCAGAGCUCCCAGCUUUUAUUCCCACAUCAUUGGACCCACGUCAUGUGACCUAACAAACGAGUUUGUUCCUGUGGAUGGUGUUGGAGCUUCAGAAUUUAAAGCAUUUUUACAGAUUGUGUAUUCAUCAAACAAAAGCAUAAAAAGCUAUGAAGAGGAAAUUCUUAAAAAAAUCAAAGUGGGAAGCAUAAUGCCAGAAAAGGGACUGGACGUCAGCUUCCUGCAGUGUAGAACUUCAUCCGACUGUUUUCUUGGGAAAUGCAAAAUUGAUAUUACUGGUGGAGGUGACGGUUUUAUUUCCAAGGAUGAUUAUGACCUGGAACCUGUGUCUGAAUUGGGAGAAGAUUUGUUGAAGCUUUAUGUGAAUCAGUGUUAUCCUGACAUUGAUAUUUGUGUUGAUGGGAAAAGCUUCAAAGCUCACAGGGCUGUUUUGAGUGCCAGGUCGAGCUAUUUUGCCGCAAUGCUGAGUGGCUACUGGGCUGAAAGCUCCCAAGAGUGUGUUACUCUUCAAGGUAUAACCCAUGUAGAAAUGAAUGUUAUGAUGCACUUUAUAUAUGGAGGAACUUUGAAUUUUCCAGAAAAGGCUAAUGUUGGUCAGAUACUGAUCGUGGCUGAUAUGUAUGGACUGGAAGGAUUAAGAGAAGUAGCAAUCUAUGUUUUAAGAAGAGAUUACUGUAAUUUCUUUCAGAAGCCCGUUCCCAGAACAUGGACAUCGAUUCUAGAAUGCUUAGUCAUCGCUCAUUCAGUUGGAGUGGAAAGCCUUUUUGCUGACUGCAUGAACUGCAUUAUAAGCCAUUUUGCAAGAUUUUGGUCAGAAAGAAGCUUUGCAAAUGUUCCUCCUGAGAUUCAGAAAACUUGUCUCAGUAUGCAGAUUCAGUCCUUAGUGAGUAUAGUCUGA
This is a messenger RNA of Grammomys surdaster, 1128 nucleotides long. It is a transcript of the gene Btbd8, whose product is annotated as BTB domain containing 8. Lineage: Eukaryota; Metazoa; Chordata; Mammalia; Rodentia; Muridae. The transcript is spliced from 9 exons. The record is from RefSeq and is a predicted model, not a curated record. Gene Ontology annotation, cellular component: synaptic vesicle; neuron projection terminus. The coding region runs from base 1 to 1128 and encodes 375 amino acids. Gene Ontology annotation, molecular function: protein binding.